ACAAACACAGCCAUCACUAUUAGUCCAAUCAAAUCCGGGUAAUUGUUGCUUAUGGCAACAGUGAUUAUGGAUUUUUCUGGAAAAUAAAAUACAAGGAAUCGGGCAGUAUUUUAUAUUCAUUUAACAAACCAAACUAGAAGAGCAGAAAAAUUCUUUUAAUUUUUGAACUGUUAGACAUGUCAGAUUGGGAUACAGUGACAGUCCUACGUAAGCGAGCUCCAAAGGCCGGUGCCUUAAAAACCGAAUCGGCCAUUAAUUCGGCACGUCGCCAGGGUGUACCAAUUGAAACCCAACAAAAAUAUGGCGCCGGUACCAACAAACAACAUGUGACGACUAAAAACACUGCUAAAUUGGAUCGUGAGACAGAAGAGCUGCGGCAUGAGAAAAUACCGCUCGAAGUGGGUAAAUUAAUUAUGCAAGGACGUCAAGCUAAGGGUUUGAGUCAGAAAGAUUUAGCUACAAAAAUUUGUGAAAAGCAACAAGUCGUCACCGAUUAUGAAGCUGGAAGGGGCAUUCCGAAUAAUAUGAUAUUGGGUAAAAUUGAAAGAGUGAUUGGCAUAAAGUUGCGUGGAAAAGAUCGCGGCCAACCAUUAGCGCCUCCCGGUAAGAAGUGAGAUAAUACUUCAUCUGCUGCUUGAACUAUUUAUUGUUGGCGUUAAAGAAAUCUAUUAUAGAAAUGUUGAGCGUAGAGAGAAAUGUAACGUCGCUAGUCAAUUUAAAUAUAUUUACACACAAACUACAAAAAAAAAAA
Messenger RNA from Glossina fuscipes, 751 nucleotides. It is a transcript of the gene mbf1, whose product is annotated as endothelial differentiation-related factor 1 homolog. The coding region runs from base 177 to 614 and encodes 145 amino acids. Gene Ontology annotation, molecular function: DNA binding. The record is from RefSeq and is a predicted model, not a curated record. The transcript is spliced from 4 exons. NCBI's taxonomy places the organism in Eukaryota, Metazoa, Arthropoda, Insecta, Diptera, Glossinidae. Gene Ontology annotation, cellular component: nucleus.